UCACUCUGUGUUUUUGUGGAGGAGAGAGAACUAGAUUUCCCCCCUUCACUUUCCUUUUUCUCUCCCCAAACAACUUUCUCUCUCCUCUAAAUUUUGUAAUAAUUUGCAUUUUUAAUUCCAGAAAAAGAAAUAAAAAUUAAAAAUUGAAAGCUGGGUAGUACGUAAAAUUGAGAAUUAUGGGAGAAUGAAUUAUUAAUUAUUAGGGAGGAGUUUAGUUUUUGUUGUGAUGUUGUUGUUGAUGAUGAUGAUGAUGUCAUAAUUUGAAUGGAGUUUAUGUUAAAACGAUGGCGUUUCGAGAUGUUGGUGAUGAUGAUGAUGAUGCAGCUGCUGUAAUUCCCAUUUCUGGAUCAUCCUCUCUUUUAGAUGAAGAUUCAAUGUGGCCAGUAAAUAUUAGGACAACUGAAGCAAUGGAUGCUGGAAUUUAUCCACCGGGUCCGUACCCUGAGCGUGAAGGGGAACCAGAUUGUUCCUUUUAUCUCAGAACAGGACUUUGUAGAUUUGGUUCGACAUGCCGCUUCAAUCAUCCUUCGAAUAGGAAGCUAGCUCUUGCCACUGCAAGAAUGAAAGGGGAGUUUCCAGAAAGGACCGGCCAACCUGAAUGCCAGUACUUCUUGAAGACCGGAACCUGCAAGUUCGGAGCAACGUGUAAGUUCAAUCAUCCUAAAGACAAAGCUGGGAUUGCUGGAAGAGUGCCAGUAAAUGUUUUAGGCUAUCCACUCCGCCCGAACGAGCCCGAGUGUGCAUAUUAUUUAAGAACCGGACAAUGUAAAUUCGGGAGCACAUGCAAGUUCCACCACCCUCAGCCAUCCGCUUCUUUCCGUGGUUCUUCCGUGUAUCCACCUGUCCAGUCUCCAACAACUCCCGGUCAGCAAUCAUAUCCCGGCGGAUUAACAAAUUGGCCUUUGACAAGAGCCUCGAUUAUUCCUAGUCCACGUUGGCAAGGUCCUUCAAGUUACACACCUUUGAUUCUUCCACAAGGAGUGGUUUCAGUCCCAGGAUGGAAUGCCUAUAUGGGUCAAAUGGGGUCAGCGUCCGCUGACGGACAGCAACAAACGGCAGGAAACAGUCCUGGCUACGGAACUGCACGGCAAAGCGAAUCUGCAAUUUCUGCUUCACCGGGGGCAUAUUCGUCAUAUCGCUCUGGCUCUAUCCCUAUGGGCUAUUACGCACUUCAGAGGGAUAAUGUUUUCCCUGAGAGACCCGGGCAACCUGAAUGUCAAUAUUACAUGAAGACCGGUGAUUGUAAGUUUGGCGCGGUUUGUCGGUUCCAUCAUCCUAGAGAAAGACUAGUUCCGGCUCCUGAUUGCCUCUUGAGUGCUUUAGGCUUGCCAUUGCGUCCGGGAGAACCUUUGUGCAUAUUUUAUUCACGAUAUGGUAUAUGCAAAUUCGGCCCAAACUGCAAGUUCGAUCACCCAAUGGGAAUAUUUGCAUACAAUGUCUCUCCAACAUCAACCGAUGCCUCCGCUAUGCGGCGUUACUUGGGAUCAUCUUCAGCAGCUGGUAGCUUAACAUUGACGUCAGACGGGCUCGUUGAAACAGGCCCGGGAAAAGCCCGGAGGCUUUCAUUGUCAGAAUCGAGAGAUAUUCAGUCCGGUGAUGAUAAUGUUGAGACUGAUAGAUAAAAAAAAAACGAAGCUUGGUUUGGUGGUGGGUUCGACUCCCCCUUUUUGCAAUCUUUUGCAGCAUAAAGAGGGAGUCUUUACCUGUAAAUUCAUUUCCCAAUUUGCUGAAGAUGUACAGCCUUUUCUUUCAUGUUUUUAAGUUGAUUAUAUAAUUUAUAAUGUAUUACAGCCCGAGAGUUUUGGCCCGUGCUUUUACUUAAUUACUCCCCUCCUGUGCUGUAUAAAUCUGAAAUUAUUGUCACAUUUGGUAAAAACCAAUGUGAACAAUUAAUCAGCUUCUUUGUUAUGAAAAAAACAACCUUUGAAA
Molecule: messenger RNA, 1929 nt
Organism: Spinacia oleracea (spinach)
Lineage: Eukaryota; Viridiplantae; Streptophyta; Magnoliopsida; Caryophyllales; Amaranthaceae
Product: zinc finger CCCH domain-containing protein ZFN-like
Exons: 7
Coding region: 285-1622 (445 amino acids)
Molecular function (GO): mRNA binding; metal ion binding
Source: RefSeq, a predicted model, not a curated record